CAUAUCUUCUUCAAUCAAAUGUUGGGGACUACAUCAAAAUUAACCACCUUCCUCCUCUCAUAUUCCACCACCACCACCACCUCACUCCCCCUUUUCCACCGCCCCUCAACUCACCACAAUCUCUCUCACUUCCCAAUCAAAUCAUCUCAACAAUUUCACUCACAUUUCACCACCACAAAUAACAAUAAUAUUAACAAGCUACGUCACCAUAAUCAUGUUAAGCCUGCAGCAGCAGCUGCUGCUGACGUGUAUCUCGCUCAACCGUCCGUAUCUCACCCGUGGCCGGAGUGGUCAACACUUAUUAAAUCUAUAUCUAUAUUUCCCGGAUGUAUCGAUACAAACAGGAACGGUUUAAAGGAUGAAUUCGUGCCAAUUGAAAGCUUAUCGAUGGAAUUUAUUGAUGCUGCGUGUUUCUGUUUAAGUUUCGCGCAUCUUAAACCUCAUAUCUUAAGGUGGCUUCCUAAAGAUGAAAUGCAGGUGCUUAUAAAUGAUGGUGCUCCAUUUCUUUUCAAGAGUGCGAUUGAAACCGAAAAAAGAAUGAGAUCUUUCUUAGAGGGUGAGAAAUCUAGUGAAGCAACAACGGUGGACUUGAUGAAGUACAUUUUGAGUUAUGCAAGCAAUCCUGUUAUUCAUCCUGAAAAAGAGAUUAAAGAGGCUUCUGAAUCAUCUGCUCGAAAUUUGUUACGCGAGAUGGCUAAUCUUAUUGGUAAGGAGGAAACUUUGGGCAUGCAUAAUGUAGAGGAAGUUGAUGGGGUCAUAGAUGAAAAGGCACCAAUAUAUCUUGCACCAAAUAUUAUUAUGAAGAGAAGUGAUUGGAUAUGUCGAAAGUGCAGUUUCAUGAAUUUUGCAAAGAACGCUAAAUGCCUUAGGUGUGAGGAGUUAAGAUCACAGAGGCAGUUGACUGGUGCCGAGUGGGAUUGUCCUCGAUGUAGUUUCUUUAAUAAUGGAAGAAACAUGGUGUGUUUAAAAUGCGAGGUUAGACGGCCAGGUGAGGUUCCAUUACCAAUUGGGCAGGUGAAAACACCAGCUAUCCCAAAUGAAAGAGAUUCCGGUUAUGUUCCAUUUGUUCCCUUACCAGCUGAUAUAUUCGCCAAAAAUCCCGAAAACAAAACAACUGAAAGUAACAAAAAAGCUGUGGGCGGAAACUCUGAACCAAAAAUUACUGGAUCUAAGGGCAACUCUGAAAAAUCGGCCACUAAAAGUGAAAUAUCGAUUAAAGAUACUGUUGAAGCAGAGAAAUCAGAAAGAUGGUUUAAGAAAGUGGCUGAGUUACAUGAUGUCACAGAUUUGACAAGUGCUAUAUCAGACGAAGAUUUUCCGGAAAUCAUGCCAAUUCGUAAAGGAGAAAAUCGAUUUGUAGUGAGUAAGAAAAAAGAUCGAUCAUUGACUUCCUCAACAUAUAAAAGACAACAGGCCAUAGAGCAAGGAAGCAAAAGCAUCAACUUUGUUCCUUUUGUCCCAUUUCCACCAGAUUAUUUUGCUAAAAAAGACAACCAGCAAUCAAAAGACACAAGUUUAACUCGUAUGUCAGAUGAGAAUCAGGAUAAAGCUACAAAUGGCAUAGAUCUUGUGAAAGAAACAGAAGAUACUCAGAUUAACAGGAGUGAAACUUUACCCGAAACCUCAAAUGGUGACCGGCUAACUGCUGAAAACCAACAUGUGAGAAAUGGGUUGAAAGGAAAGGGCGUGGAAGGGCCAGCCACAGAUGACAUGAGUUUAGUGCAAGAAAAACAUAAUGCACAUAUGGAAAGAAGUGUAAAUGGACCUGAAACCUCAAGUGGUGUACAACAUCCAGAAAUCCAAAAGUUAAGAAACAGGUGGGAAGGAUCGAGCCUGGAAGGGUCAGCUGUUAAGGAAACUGAUCCUCUGGAUAUGUCAGAAGAGGCCAAAGCAGAAAGAUGGUUUAGACGGGUUGCUCAGAUUAAAGAUAUCUCUGAGUUAAGCCAAAUCCCUGAUGAAGACUUCCCAUCGAUUAUGCCAAUGAGAAAAGGGGUGAACCGGUUUGUUGUUAGCAAGAGGAAAACACCACUCGAAAGGCGGCUAACAUCCCCACAGUACAGAAAGAAUCUUAGAACUGUGAACUCUGAACCAACGAAAAAGGAAGGCGAGGGUAGUUGAGUGACCCAACCACCGACCCUACGUGUUGUAAGUAUUCGUUCUUAGUAAAUUUUGUAACUUCUCAUUUAUGUUGCAUUAGUUGAAUUGAUGCUUAAAGAAAUAUACUAAACAAUUUUUCAGAUUAGAAUGCAACAUAUUGUAUCUUGAAUGAGCUCCUAGUGAAAAAUAGCAAUUAUUUUUAUCGUUAA
Messenger RNA from Erigeron canadensis, 2306 nucleotides. RefSeq names its product zinc finger protein VAR3, chloroplastic-like. The transcript has 5 exons. Gene Ontology annotation, cellular component: cytoplasm. Gene Ontology annotation, molecular function: mRNA binding. The coding region runs from base 19 to 2118 and encodes 699 amino acids. Lineage: Eukaryota; Viridiplantae; Streptophyta; Magnoliopsida; Asterales; Asteraceae. The record is from RefSeq and is a predicted model, not a curated record.